Messenger RNA from Drosophila mauritiana, 566 nucleotides. RefSeq lists its product as uncharacterized. The transcript is spliced from 2 exons. The record is from RefSeq and is a predicted model, not a curated record. Lineage: Eukaryota; Metazoa; Arthropoda; Insecta; Diptera; Drosophilidae. Bases 122 to 541 code for a protein of 139 amino acids.
GUGUCACCAACCGUACCGCUUCGCAAAUGCAUUCUGUCAUACUACGGUUACGGUAUUGGAUGUUAAACUAUCGAUUUCCGAUAGGUAUGGAAUAACGACAUUUUUUGACAUAUACCGCCUCAUGUUAUCGAAAGUUGUGUUAAAAUCAAAAGGAGUCACAUUAAAUUUGUUUAAAUACGUCGCUGGUUACCGUUUCAUUAUGGAGAACAACAAUGAUCUAAGAGGAGUGGACCUGGGCCUAUCUCGAGCUGAUAUGUUGGAACAGCUCGAAAAAAGACUAAUAUUUCCGCCCGCCGGCAAGGAUAUGACGCUGGAACGUCUGGAGGAUAUCUAUCGCACUUUCAUAGUUUUCAAGCCCAAGGGAGAGCGCAAGCAGCGCAUUCCAAGCCCCAAUCCCGAUUUCAAUAACAAUUCCAAUUCCUUCGAAAUAGAGCAGCUUUCGGAGCGCAUCAAGUCGGUUGUCAUAGUGGGACAGAAACGAGCGCAUGGUGAGAAAAAUAGCGACGACCAAGCCAAGCAAAUCAAGAUUGACCAGUACUGACCCCAUGCUGAUUGGCGAUAACACA